GUCUUCUCAAAGAAAGAUGUCUUUCUUUUUUGGAGUUUUACAAAAAUCACUGUGAAUUUUUAAAGUAUACUUGGUUGUGUUCUUUAAAAUUAAAAAAUUAACUUUAGAGAAUUAUCAUUUCGAAAACGCAGAAAUAAAAUAAAAUUCUGCAGAUGUCUAUUUUAAAAAAUUCUCAAACAAACACAACUUAAAACUCCGUCAACAUUCCAAGAGCCCCUACAUGCAAGUCGGACCUAAAAAACUCUUUGCACGUGCGAGGAGGUAAAGCGUGCGAACCUGAUUAAUAAUAACAGGAACGAAGGGCAAUAGUGUAUAUACUGUAUACAUAGACGGAAUCGUCAAUCCAGCAUCACAGAGAAAGAAGAAAAAUCCCUAAAUGGCGACGGCGAUGUUCAGAUCUAGUAUUCGCUCCGCCCUCCGCGGCGGCGCAUCUCGUGUAACGCCGGCAUCAAAGAGGACUUUCGCUUCCCACGCCUCCGUAGAAGAAGAGGCCCGGGAAGCUGCUAAAUGGGAGAAAAUCACUUACGUUGCAAUAAUAACCAGCACUAUUCUUGCGGUGGUUAAUCUCGCCAAGGGUCAUUCUCAUAGUGAAGAGCCUCCUGCUUACCCAUACUUGCACAUUCGCAACAAGGAGUUUCCAUGGGGUCCAGAUGGCCUUUUUGAGUCCAAGCACCACUGAAACUGCAUGGUUUCUCUGUGAAGGCAUUAAAAUAAUUCCUGUCCAUCUGCAAGUAUCAUCAUAAUAUUGUGGUGUGAAAGCUUUUGAAUUUUCAUGAGAUGUCUUCUAUUGGUUCUUUUCAGUACAAGAAACUGUUGUCCUUACUUUGACGUAUCUGUAUUUUGCACUAUGCUCUUGCUUCUUACAAAGUGCUUUUUAAAGAAUAAGUAUUGAGGGAUGAUUAAGUCAUUCCAGUCAUUCUUUUCAA
Molecule: messenger RNA, 926 nt
Organism: Capsicum annuum
Lineage: Eukaryota; Viridiplantae; Streptophyta; Magnoliopsida; Solanales; Solanaceae
Product: cytochrome c oxidase subunit 6a, mitochondrial
Exons: 4
Coding region: 377-679 (100 amino acids)
Biological process (GO): mitochondrial electron transport, cytochrome c to oxygen
Cellular component (GO): mitochondrial inner membrane
Molecular function (GO): enzyme regulator activity
Source: RefSeq, a predicted model, not a curated record